Molecule: messenger RNA, 1554 nt
Organism: Zygosaccharomyces rouxii
Lineage: Eukaryota; Fungi; Ascomycota; Saccharomycetes; Saccharomycetales; Saccharomycetaceae
Gene: ALD5
Product: aldehyde dehydrogenase (NAD(P)(+)) ALD5
Exons: 1
Coding region: 1-1554 (517 amino acids)
Molecular function (GO): aldehyde dehydrogenase (NAD+) activity
Source: RefSeq, a predicted model, not a curated record
AUGUUCGCCGCCGCUAGAACUCAAACUGCAUUUAUCUCGAGACGUUUACUACGUCUUUACUCUAACUUCCCUCUAAGGGUACCUAUUACUCUACCUAAUGGUCAAACUUACGAUCAGCCAACCGGGCUUUUCAUAAAUGGUGAAUUCCGUCCAUCUCAUCAACACAAAACUUUUGAAGUGAUAAACCCAACUACUGAAGAGGAGAUCACUCAUGUGUACGAAGCACGUGAAGAAGAUGUUGAUACCGCUGUCGCAGCAGCUAAGAAGGCAUUCGACAACGGAUGGGGAUUUUCCAAUCCUGAGACUAGAGCCACUGCGUUGUUCAAAUUAGCAGACUUGAUCGAAGAACACUCCGAGACAUUAGCUGCUAUUGAAUCAAUGGAUAACGGUAAAUCAUUGCUAUGUUCGCGUGGUGACGUGGCGUUGGUUGCCAAAUAUAUUCGCUCAUGUGGUGGAUGGACUGAUAAGCUUUACGGUAACGUUAUUGAUACUGGUAAGGAUCAUUUUGCAUACUCUGUUCGUGAACCAUUGGGUGUCUGUGGUCAAAUUAUUCCAUGGAACUUCCCAUUGUUAAUGUGGUCUUGGAAAGUGGGUCCAGCCCUAGCUACUGGGAACACUGUUGUCUUGAAACCUGCUGAAGCUACUCCAUUAUCUGCUCUGUUUGCAUCACAAUUGUGUCAAGAAGCUGGUAUUCCUUCUGGUGUUGUUAACGUGAUUCCAGGUUAUGGUAAGAUUGUGGGUGAAAGACUAUGUAAGCAUCCUGAUGUUAAGAAGAUUGCUUUCACUGGUUCUACUGCUACUGGUCGUCACAUUAUGAAAUCUGCUGCUGAUACUAUUAAGAAAAUUACUUUGGAAUUGGGUGGUAAAUCUCCAAAUAUUGUUUUUGGUGAUGCUGAUUUGGAUAAGGCUGUUCGUAACAUUGCAUUUGGUAUCUUCUUUAACUCUGGUGAAACUUGCUGUGCUGGUUCUAGAGUUUAUGUGCAGGACACCGUUUACGACGAAGUCUUGGAAAAAUUCCAAAAAUACACUGAAGCUCUAACCGUUGGUAAUCCAUUCGAAGAAGGUGUUUUCCAAGGUGCUCAAACUUCUCAAAGCCAAUUGGACAAGAUUUUGAGUUAUGUUAAGGUUGGUACUGAUGAAGGUGCUCGUGUCGUCACUGGUGGUCAAAGACACGGUUCCAAGGGAUUCUUCAUUAAGCCUACUAUUUUUGCCGAUGUUCACGAGAACAUGCAAAUCGUUAGGGAAGAAAUUUUUGGUCCUGUGGUUACCGUAUCUAAGUUCUCUACUGUCGACGAAGUUGUUUCCAUGGCUAACAACUCCGUCUAUGGUCUAGCUGCUGGUAUUCACACUAAGGACGUUAACAAGGCUAUUGAUGUCUCUAACAGAAUUAGGGCUGGUACCAUCUGGAUUAAUACUUACAACGCUUUCCACCAGAGUGUUCCAUUUGGUGGUUAUGGUCAAUCCGGUAUCGGUAGCGAAAUGGGUGCUGCCGCUUUGGAUAACUACACUCAAACCAAGUCUGUCAGAAUGGCCAUCGACAAGCCAUUCUACUAA